Molecule: messenger RNA, 5750 nt
Organism: Epinephelus moara (kelp grouper)
Lineage: Eukaryota; Metazoa; Chordata; Actinopteri; Perciformes; Serranidae
Gene: lpin1a
Product: lipin 1a
Exons: 23
Coding region: 145-2952 (935 amino acids)
Biological process (GO): fatty acid catabolic process; triglyceride biosynthetic process; cellular response to insulin stimulus
Cellular component (GO): mitochondrial outer membrane; nucleus
Molecular function (GO): phosphatidate phosphatase activity; transcription coactivator activity
Source: RefSeq, a predicted model, not a curated record
AAUAUCAGAUGACAGGAGCGCGUUACACACGAUGUCAGAUCUAAAGACUGACACGUAACGGACUAAGGCUGCACAGGACGGUUCAGUUUGGAUGGCGGAAAGAUUUCAGAGCGAAGAGCGACAUCAAUAAAUAAUUUACAGACCAUGAACUAUGUGGGUCAGUUGGCGGGCCAGGUGUUCGUGCAGGUCAAGGAGCUAUACAGGGGACUCAACCCUGCAACACUGUCUGGAUGUAUAGAUGUUAUCGUGGUACGACAGCCAGAUGGCACCCUGCAGUGCUCCCCAUUCCACGUCCGCUUCGGCAAGAUGGGUGUGUUGCGGUCCCGUGAGAAAGUGGUGGACAUAGAGAUUAAUGGCGAGCCGGUGAGUCUGCAUAUGAAGCUGGGCGAGAAUGGAGAGGCCUUCUUCGUCACAGAGACUGAGAACACAAUGGAAAUAGUCCCGUCUUACCUGGCAACGUCACCCAUCAUGUCAACGGGGGCAGAGUUAAUGGAGUCCCAGCUAGGCAGGGGCAGUUCUCGUCACCAUGACACCAUCCCCUGCAGCUCACUCCCUGUCCAGAGCCUGGGACCGCAGCAAAGUGAAAGUGGGAUGAUCAAGAAGAGGAGGAAGCGGAGGAGGAAGGUACGACCAGAAGCAGCCGGCGGAGGGGGAGGGAGGAGAGAGGAGAGCGGAGAAGAGUUUUCGGAGGACGAGGACAUGUUUUCUAUUGACCUGAGCUCAGAUGAGGAGAGAGAGGGUGACGGCGGCAGACCUGUGUACGGUGAUCAGGGGUCAACAGCCAACAUGCACACACACCCCAGCACUGAUUGGACCCGUUCACAGAGCCAUGCGAUUAAGGAGACUCUCUCCCUUCCUCCACCCUGUGGUCUGUCCAUCUCUUGUCCUCAGCAGACUUCUCACUUCUCCUCCUCUGUUAGUAGCCCUGACGAUUCACGCUCAUCAACACCGAAGAGCGACUCAGAGCUAACCAAUCAGAACAAAGACAACCCUGAGAUGUUGUGGACCUGGGGGGAGCUGCCACAGGCCGCCCAGCCAUCCUUCCUGACUUCCCACCAGAAGCAGGACCCCGUCCCAGCAGUCUCCAUCCCGGUGUCCAACAGCACUCACUUCAGAGCCAUCAAUGACACUGGACCCCCCUCCCUCACUCUCUACCCUCCCCAGCCAGGGGAGAGCGCUGCUCAGGGUGAGGACAAGGACACUGAAGAAAGAAAAAACGGAGCCAGGGUUGGACGAACCACUAAGACUGGGGACACAGCUGCAGGGAGAGAGGUGGAAAGCGUUGGGCCAUCAUGUGAAGAGAUGGAGGGUCUAACAGCCUGCCCAGUGUCUUCCAAGAUUCUCCUUGAUCACCUUGACGAAGCUGGGAGUAGAGGAAGUCCCAUCAGGAGAACUGAUUCACCAUCUAAGAAGAAAGAAAAGAGAAGCCAACACCUUGGUGCUGAUGGCGUGUAUCUGGAUGAUAUUACAGAGCUGGAGCCUGAAGUAGCCGCUCUCUACUUCCCUAAAAGUGACGGAGGCAGUAGCUCAAUGAAAGGGGACUCCGAGAUGAUGAUGAUGGGAGCGCGGAGUGCUAAUCAGUCCCCACAGUCAGUGAGCAGCUGUGGGAUGGACAGCGGCGUUGACAGUUUGUCCGACCAAGUGGGGGACCUGCCUCAUGUUGCUAUCUCUUUGUGCGGAGGACUCACUGACAACAGGGAGAUCACAAGAGAGCAGUUCCAGGAGAGGGCAAUUUCCUACCAGCAGUUCUCUGAAAACCCUUCUAUUAUCGAUGACCCUAACCUGGUGGUCAAGAUAGGAAACAAGUACUACAACUGGAACACAGCAGCUCCUGUGAUGUUGGCCAUGCAGGUCUAUCAGAAACCACUGCCGCAGGCCUCAGUGGAGAACAUCAUGAAGGAGAAGAUGCCAAAGAAAGGAGGACGCUGGUGGUUCUCGUGGAGGGGCCGGAACAGCGACUCCAAAUCAGAAUCAGUGACAGAUGCAGGAGGAGACAGUGGAGAGAGUUCGAUUACGAUGCCCUCAGUGGACAGGAUGAAGGACGAAUCAUCCUCCAGUGAUGAGGACCACAGAUCGUCCAAUCAGGCGUCAGGACCCUGCCAGUCAGAGCUCCUCAUGAGUUCUGGCAACGUCUGUUAUAAGAAGACUCUUCGGCUCACCUCAGAGCAACUGGCUAGCCUGCAGCUGAUGGAGGGUCCUAAUGAAGUGGUAUUCAGCGUGACCACUCAGUACCAGGGCACCUGUCGCUGCCAUGGCACAAUCUAUCUUUGGAGCUGGGAUGACAAGAUAGUCAUCUCCGAUAUAGACGGAACAAUAACAAGGUCGGACACCCUGGGUCACAUCCUCCCCACUCUGGGUAAAGACUGGACUCACCAGGGCAUCGCACGGCUUUACCACAAAGUCAGCCAGAAUGGAUAUAAAUUCAUGUACUGCUCGGCGAGGGCCAUCGGCAUGGCUGACAUGACGCGAGGCUACCUGCACUGGGUCAAUGAGAGGGGAACCAUGCUGCCAAUGGGCCCGGUGCUGCUCAGCCCCAGUAGUCUCUUUUCUGCAUUGCACAGGGAGGUGAUUGAGAAGAAACCAGAGAAGUUUAAGAUCGAGUGUCUCACAGAUAUAAAGCACUUGUUCCACCCAAACACUGAACCUUUCUACGCUGCUUUUGGCAACAGAGCUACGGAUGUGUAUUCCUAUAAGGAGGUUGGUGUUCCUCUGAACAGGAUUUUCACUGUCAAUCCCAAGGGAGAGCUGAUACAGGAGCAUGCGAAAACCAAUAUCUCCUCCUUUGGGCGUCUGUGCGAGAUGGUCGACCACGUCUUCCCAGCCCUUGCUCGAGAGGAGGGAGCAGACUUCCCCUGCUCUGACACCUUUGACCAGUGCAAUUACUGGAGCAAACAACUUCCUGAUGGCACCAACCAGGAAGAAGAAGACCCACAGCCACUGGAGACAAGCUGAGGAAACCCAUCGAGAACGCUGCAUUCCAGCUUUUCUCCAAAUCAGUCAUGACGCUGAGGUCAGGGGGUUUGCGACUCAUCGUGAAGCCGGCUGCCCGGAUUCAGAGUGAAGGUGUUGAUUAUUUUAGGAUCAAAAAUCCAAGGACUGAACCUGAACAGCUGCUUGGGAGUGAAGCCAACCGAUGGCUCCGCCUGAGGAGUGCUCAACACAGGGUCAAAGACUCACGUAUCACACAUUUGCAAGUGCACUGACUCACACCAAUGCAUACACAUAAGAACUUGUAAAGGCAUUCCAUAGACAAUGCACAACACUGCAGAAUAUAUUAUCCCUCACUGUGUGUUUUUCAGCUCAUUGAGAGAUUCCUUCGACUGGUUACUGUUCUCUCCUUCAUCCCACUCCACUCUUCAUUUACACUGGUGGAUGGAAAAGCUGUCACAAAAACCACACACAUACACUGUUUGUGGAAAUUAUUGCUAAUAUUAUUUUGCACAUAUACAGGCCGCAGAAUUUUAUGCAAAAAAAAAACCUAUCUUAAAAUAAUCGGUCCAUGUUAAGUCCACAAAAAUGUGAGGACUCACUGUGUAAAUGAGAUAAUUUUGCAGAGAUUCUGCACAAGCAGCCCUUCCAGAUUGCCCAAACAACUGGCUUACACCAUUGAUAAUACAAUAUAAAUUAUAUAUGGCCUAGAAUUCAGCUUCCCAAAUCAAAUCAGCCUGUUGGUGCAUCAUUUUAUAUCUUGUUUUAACCCAUCACAUGCAAUAUAUUACCAAAUAUUAACAUACAUAAGAAUCUUAGUUGGAGUUUUACCUACUGCAGGCAUGUGGCUGCAGUAAUCUCCUGUGACCUCCAGUGCAGUACAUACACCACAUCACAUUAACUUAGAUUUCACGACUAUAAGAGCAACCAGAACAUGCAAAAAUAGCACAGAUAGUGUACUCAGUCAUCUUUCUGUGCCAAACUCCUUUGCAGGUCCAGCUACAUGUGUGUGUGGUCUCCUGACCGUGCUACUGUGAAAGAUUUAUGUUUAAGACAAAUGCAGGACAAUGCAAAUAACUUAAGUGUGUGUUCUUUCUGUCUGUUUUUAUACACGCAAAUACGUUAACACCAGUGAUAUACUAGAAUGUAGAAUAUAAAUCACUCAGAGUCUGUGUUAUUAAUAUGACUAAUGCCCAUCAAUGCAAUGACUGUGGAAGCCCACACAGGACUGCGGUCAUAUAUUUUCAGUUUUGUAAAGUUGUUACUGCACAGAUCAAUAUACUUUUAUAUACAGCACUAAUCUGUCCUGUGGUGGAGAAUUAAAUGCAGUAUAUUCAAAUACUGUAAGGUUUUCUCUUUAAAAAUACAUCUGUGUUUUUUGUCAUGUGUAUAUAGAUUUCCAUUGUUAUCAAAUGUUUGUUUCCAUCCAUUGAUCAAAUAACAUCUACUGUACUGCAUUUAUUAUUUUUUUCACAUGUCUAACUUAAAAUGGGUGAAACCACUGUAAAUAAUGAUUAAUGUUAUAAAAUUUUGUAACCAUAUGAAGUGAACUUAAAAAAAAGAAAGAGCUCAUCUUUUGAGAGAUGAUAUUGUCUAAAAGGCGUUGUUACUGGUGCUCAUUUAAACACACCUGCAGUCAUUACAUGCUUUACUGUGAAUCUGUUUUCAAACCACCCGUGUCCUGUUACGCUAAGAGGUGGCAGCUUCAUCAACAUGCAGUUUUUAAGGAAAGCCCAUAGAUGGAUUAGUGUUAAUCAUACGUCAUUUUGUUUUAUUUUGAGCCUCAUGGGCACUAAGGUGGCUAUUUACAUGAAGUGCAAGCUAAUUGCUACAUAAAGUUUAUGUUGAUUGCAUUGUUAAGAACUGUUUUGUACAGAGCCCCUAAAGUCCCAGAAGGUGAUGAGCAGAAGUUAAUUGUCUUGUUGGAACAAGUUCUUGUCAUAUUAUGGGACUUUAGUGGCUCCGUAGCUUUGAAUGCCUGACAGCUUCAAGAAUAGGAAAAACGCUCAUGUUGCUACCGCCCUCCAGAUUUUAUAUCAUCUGAAAAAAGUUAGAGUUUAACAACAAUAUUUGUAAUCUGAUAUUAAUGUGUCCUGUACCGGAAAAAAAGCCAAAAUACUGAUUGAUCCUCUGAUUGAUUGUGACUGAGUCUGUGAUAAUGUAUACUCUUUGUGCAUAGGAUAGAUAAUGUUUGAUGCCAUACUGGCAAAAGAAAACUAAUGAGGAAUUGACCUUGAAUCUGAAACUGUUGAUGUUCACAUGCCUUUGGGGACUCCAAUGUAAUUUGUGUAAGAGGAAAAGAAGCAGAGGACGCAUGCUGUUGUGAUGCUAAGAUGCAUAUUACGUGGAUGUGAUAAUCACUGUCUUGUCACCUGAUCCUUGUAGACAUUGCUAUAGUAUUGUUAUGAGUGUUAUAAAAAAGCAGAGACAUGUUAACAUGUAAUUAUUGAAGCCAAAAGCACACUCACAUCUGUGUGAGGUCACUCGAUUUGGCACUUGUAAGAGAUUAUGCUAAAGUGGAUUAUGGAAGCUGAUGAUUUUUCUUCUUAAUGAACACAAUGCUCUUCCCAUGAUUUUAAAGUAAAUCAUCUGUGUGGUGAUUGUCACUUGAUUCUUUCUGUGAAAGAUCCAUUAAAACUCUUGACCAGUGAUGCAGUCUGUGUCUGUGUUGACAUGGAUGUUGAUCUGUCCCGUGUAGAGAUUAAGGGCACUAUGAAGCAGCCCACCGAGCAGUGUGCAGUACGAGCAAGUGUUAACAAUGUAGUUUGAAUAAAUAUGUACAAUGAACAUAUUGUUUUUAAUAAACUCAAACAUGAUUGCUA